GCGGCCGAGGACGCAGCGUGGGAGGUGCUGCUCAGCCACGAGACGGACGAGUCAGAAGACCAGAGUGAGGAAAUGCAGGCGACGAUCACUGCGGUCUUGGACCUGGUGAAGGCUUUUGAGAAGGUGAGCCUCCACGUGCUGUGGGAGGCUGGGAAGCAGUUGAACUGUAACGCAGGAGUGCUGGCGGUGGCGUGCUCGUAUUUCGCAAAGACGAGGCGACUGAUCGUGGGCGAUUCGGUCUCCAGCGAGACGAGAACGGUGGGCGCCAUAAUAGCAGGUAGCACAUUUUCGGUGUGCUUCCUGAAGACGGUCGUUCAAUCUACGAUGGGCGACCUCGUUGUGGAGAGGCCGCGUGCGAGAUGGCGCAUGUGCGUGGCUGACCUGUGCGCGAGGGUGAGACAGCAGCACAAGUACAUCGUUAACGAGUUCAGCGGGACGAUCGACGCGUGCUUCGCGGUGUUCGAGCAGUUGGGGCUGAAGUUCUCGGUGACAGCGCAGGCGGUGGCAAAGGACAUGCAGGACAGGGGCAUUCCACUUGUGAGGGCGUGCCCAUACCUUGGCGUCGACAUCGUAGCGCAUGGCGCGGCGGCCAAGAGCGGCAAACACUAUAACAUCAUGAUGGCCAGGAGCAGGCGGCUGCUCAACGUUGAAGGAUCUGGGCGCAAGAUGGCGAGAGGCGUCGGUUUGGUAUUCAAGUACGGGCUGAAGAGGUCGGUGCUGCACGGCUGCGAGUGCUUGGGGAUGCCAGAUUACCAGUUGAGAGCGGUCAUCCUGUCCAUGAGGAGGGCGAGUUGGAUCUGGCCAGCAUGGCAUACGUUCGUCACCAAGGAGGGCUACGAGCUGAACAUGAUGGAUGCUUGCCCCAUGGACGUUGCAGCUAUGUUACGCAAGGAAGUGCAGAGUAAGCUGUUGGAGGACUGGGCCAAGGCCGAGGAGUACCAGAGGUUGAGCCCAGCGCCUUUGCUGGCGCCAGCGGUUGCCCAGUUGCGUGCCAAGGAGUUCCCACAACACGCAAAGAACGCGGCGAAGAAGGCGUUCCUGGGCGGGGCUUGGACGAUGGCGAAGAUAAGCCAAUGCAACAUCGUGCCGACAGACAUCUGUUUGGCGUGCGGCACGGCAGUAGGGACGGAACACCACAGGUACUACCAACGUGAGGCGCUCAGGGAGCAGCGGUUGCAGGCGCAGGCGGAGUGGCAGACCGUGGCGGAGCUGCAGGACCAGUACUGCGGCCAAGAGGUGCAAAGCGAUGAGGACCACUUCACGGGCGACAUCGUGUGCGACGGAUCAAAGCUGAGCUACAGCGAAUGGGUGCUGGAGCGGAUGAUGCCGCCAGGUCGCAUCUUCACGGGCCACAAGGGCAUCCUUGAGGGCUUGCAGAAAGGCGAGCGGUGGUGCACGAGCUGGAAGAGGCCGCAUGCUGACAUCUGGAAGCGGAUCUGGCACAAGGUAAAGGACCUGGACUUGGACAUCGGGUGCGUGAAGCACGCGAAGGCGCACAGGUCCAAGACAAAGAUCGGGCAGUUGGAAGGCGCCGACCUGAACAUUGCGAAGGGCAACAGGGAGGUGGACCUGCUGGCAAAGGCAAGGGCAUAG
Molecule: messenger RNA, 1593 nt
Organism: Prorocentrum cordatum
Lineage: Eukaryota; Dinophyceae; Prorocentrales; Prorocentraceae
Source: the annotation of a GenBank genome assembly